CGGUCUUGUACAACCGUCUGCUAGUUUUUUCCGCAAAGCCUUCGCCUGCGCACGCGACUGUAGAUGUGAACGCACCCUUUGUUGUGAUUAAAUUCAAAGUUACUUUUUUAAACACAAUCAUUUGUGAAUUUCUUUUGGAAAGUGCUGAUAUAUUUGCAAAAUGUGGCAACCCGCAGUCUUAUUACUAGCAGCACUGAUGUCGCAAGCAUCUGCGGCUCCUCAGUUCAUCACAUUUAACGAUGGAAAAUUAGGAGUCAACUUUGGUGGCUAUCACGCAGCAGUUGGACUAGGUGGGUUAUUAGGAGGAAAUGGCGGAGCUGGCGGUGGUCUCUUUGCCGAGGCUGGAACCCCCUAUGGUCAAGGUGCAAGAGCUGGUCUAGGCGGUACUGUCGAUGGCAAUGGUGGAACUGCAGGAGGACUUUAUGCUGGAGCUACUGCCGGAAACAAUGUUAAGGCUUCUGCUGGACUAGCAGGAGGAGUAAAUUCUGAUAAGACCGGAGGACUUGGCUUUGCGUCGGCACAAUCAGGAAACUAUGGUGCUUCGUCGGGCAUGGGAGGUGCCACUUCUGUUAAUGGAGCAUCAGGAUUUACAUUCUCUGGUUCCAACUCUUUUGGAGUAAUGAAGGGUACUAACGUUGCCGUGAAGUCUACUGAAGAAAUUAAACCAAUCCAUAAGAAGCCCCACAAAGAAUUUAAUUUAGAUGCUACGAAUGAGGUGAAUUUUGUCCCUCUAGAGACAGAUGUAGCAACAGAUGUUAAAGUUGAAGCAGUACCUGCUGUUGCUGUGAAAGAAGUAAAUGUUGAAUCUCCCCAAAUUGUGGAAAAGCACACAGUUCAAACCUAUUAUAAACCACGUCACCAUUUAAGAAAGACAGCAUAUAUUGGAGGUUAUGUAGGAGGAGACGUCGCACCAGCUGUAGAGAGAAGAAUUGACGUGGGAGUUGAAGGUUCCGCCGAUGUGGGAGCAUCAGCAAGCGCUUCAGGCAAUAUUGGCGGAGGUGCCCAUGGAGUCAAUACCAAAGAAGUUGUUUUUACAAGAAACCCCAAUUUCUUCGCAGAUAUCUUCAAUAUUCCUAUCUCCACAUUGAAAGCCGUUGGUAACUUCCUUGGAAACACCGCUGGAAGUACAAGUGUGUCCGUCCAAAAGUCAGCUUCAGUGCAAGGAGAAUCAGACUCUAUAACUUCAUCAAAGCAUGUUCCGUCAUCAUCAUCAGAUACAGCGAUCACGGUACAGACACCGGCUGUAUCUAAAGUCAUUGAAGACAUUUUUGCUAUACCUAUUAACACAUUAACUGCUGUCAACAAGUUCCUGGAAAAUAAUGUGCCUGCGAAAAAAAGGAUUCAGGUAUCACAACAAGAAGGAGUAGUUCAUGCAGAGAAGCGUCACGCCAGACUCGGACCGCACGCAAGAAGACGAGCAAACAAACAUACACUUGCUUCGGAAGAAGAAAAGCCAGAAGUUGCUGUUGACAAAAAAGAAAACUAGAAAAAUGUACAAAAUUUAAUUAUGACUUCUAUAUCACAAAAAAAAACAAACGUUAUAUUGUUAAUGGAUACGUUAUGGUUUUCUAUUUUUUAUUUCAGUUUAUCAGUUUAUAGCAUUGUUUCCCAAUCAAUAUAGUUUCAUAAUACUCAUUUCAAAAAAUAAACUCAUUCUGUCUGGAUGUUUAUGUUCAAGUCAAACCGAUUAUACUACGCCCAGUUUAGAAACACAAUUUAUAGAGAUCGUGCUUAAAUUAACAUGUACUUAUUAUGUAGUGUGAUCACAUUAAGAUAUCUUAAUUAUUGAAUAUAGGUACUUAUUUAAAAUAAAUAACUUUUGAUAAAAUAUUUCAUGAGAAGCUUCUAUAUUUAUUUGUUCAUUCUAAGUGUGUAAAAUAAAACAAUAAUUUAUUUAGUAAAAUAAAAUAAAGCAGAAAUAUAACAACAAAUUGUACAAAUAUAGAAAAGUAUAUAUUUUUAGGACAAUGUACUCGUACUUAAUUCUGUAUUUUGUACAUUACAUCACAGAUAUUAAGUAGGUACAUGUUACCUACUC
Messenger RNA from Amyelois transitella, 2038 nucleotides. RefSeq lists its product as uncharacterized. The transcript is spliced from 11 exons. Bases 161 to 1486 code for a protein of 441 amino acids. Lineage: Eukaryota; Metazoa; Arthropoda; Insecta; Lepidoptera; Pyralidae. The record is from RefSeq and is a predicted model, not a curated record.